Molecule: messenger RNA, 1839 nt
Organism: Pseudovirgaria hyperparasitica
Lineage: Eukaryota; Fungi; Ascomycota; Dothideomycetes; Acrospermales; Acrospermaceae
Exons: 4
Coding region: 1-1839 (612 amino acids)
Biological process (GO): regulation of DNA-templated transcription
Molecular function (GO): DNA-binding transcription factor activity, RNA polymerase II-specific; zinc ion binding
Source: RefSeq, a predicted model, not a curated record
AUGGCGGAUUCGAAUGGUGCGCACGCGCGUCCUUCGCAGUCUCAAACGACGACGACGACGACGACGUCCUAUCCAUCGCCGCACUCCUACCCGUCGCCAUCGAUGCCUCCAUCAUACGCAUACCAAGCACCGUCGCAGAGCCAAUCGAACAAUGAGCAGUAUCGCGCCUCGCCGAAUGCGCCGGGUGGACAGAUAGGGCCUCUGAACCUCCCUCCAAUACAUACAAUUGAUGGACAGAACCUUCCCCAGCCCCCUCCGCAGCAAGCUGGUCCACCGCAUACGGGCGCCCAACUUCCUCCUCCCAAUGUGCACAUGGGCGGUGCGUACUACACCCAGCAUCAACACAGUCCCUCACUGCCACCACCAUCUGCGCAUAUGUCUGCUUCUUCUCCCCAUAAUGCUCAUCUAUACUCUGCAGGCGUGCGAUACCAGCUGCCGCCGCAGCAAGGUGAUCAACGAAUGAUGUCGGGUGGAAGGCAUAAGAAGGAGAUCAAGCGUCGCACAAAGACGGGAUGUCUGACUUGUCGCAAGAGAAGAAUAAAGUGUGACGAAGCCCAUCCUAUCUGCAACAACUGCCGCAAAAGCAAACGCGACUGUGCUGGAUACGAUCCCAUCUUCAAGCAACAGCCUAGUCCUGCGCAAAUUCAACCAGCGCCAACGUCUGCUCCUACUGCAAGCGCACCUGCUCCAGUGCCGCCUGCGCCUGUACCUGCGCCAUAUUCACAUAUACCGCAAGGGUACGCGCCUGCGUCCAACUCAUCGUACCCGCCUCCCAUCAGCUCGACCGCGCAUCCACCACCACCACCGCCACCACAACCCUCUACUCACGAGCCAUACGACUUCAGCGCGCCUAUAGACCCAGCACUCGGUGGUCCAGAACACGCAGCAAUGCCACACGACGGUCAAGGAUCACGGCCAGAUCCCAAAGGGCCCUUCAGCAACAAUGGCAUGUACCCAGGUGCAGACCGGGGCUUUCAAGGUAGUGAGGAUUUCUAUAUCAAGAAAAACGACAUCAAAGACUUGUUUGUCAUUAGCAACAUCCCUCCACCCACGAUACCUCCCAGUCACACGAUACCGGCAGACCUGUCAGAGGUCAAACAGGUCUUCACCAACGACUACGCCACCGGUCUUGAUCGCAUGCUAGAUACGAUAUGGUUCACGCACAAAGGCCUCGAUGCGCUGCUAGGCGACUCCGAGGCUCUUGCCGCUUUCUCAUACCUCAUCGUCCUGUUCCGGACGUCGCAGACUGACUACAGCACCAGCCGUCAGAUUCCCAGUUUCGAAGCCCAGACAAUCUGGCAACUGCUUUCACUGUGUCGAAAAGCACAGCCUGCAAGCACAAAUGGCACCAGCACGUCGACAACGGAAGACGUUCCGCUGCAAGAAGCCAAGAGUCGACUCGACAUCCUCGAGCACCUUAUUACCGGCCACACCAAGGACGUCAAUCCAUUGCUGAACCUUGCAUAUCCCAACAUCGAGCCAAGUUCGGACAAGUACAGCGAGACGAAUUUCUGGAAACACCUCGGCACAUUCAUCACAUUGCGAGACGACGACUCGUCUUCGACAAAGGAAAUCGAGAGUGUGCUAAUUGACAUGCGAACAUUCCUGCUUAUGCAAGAAAACCGGGACGUGAUAUACUCGAUUGCGAUCGUAAGGCACGUCGGUACACGGCUGGCCAAUGCACCCGUGCAACAAACGUACAACAACACGGAAGAGGAUGAGAACAAUAAACUCUACAUCGCAAAGAGGUUCUUGGAAGAAGAAGCUCAGAAUGGUAUGACGCAAGUCAUUGCACGUGUGGCUGGUAUGGCGGUGCGGAGCUGGCACGUUGGGCGGUGA